AUGGAUUCUAAUUCUUAUAACCCCACGUCUAAGUUUGUUGAUCUGCUUACUAGUCAACAACAAUCUGUGUUCGGUUUUGGUGAAGAUAGUGUUGAACUAUCUUCAUCUCACGUCCCUUAUUUUGGAACUCAAGUCCAAGAAGCUUCAAACUUUACUGAAGAGAGUCCUGCAGCGCGUAGAGAGAGGAGGACGUGGACGCCAAUCGAUGAUCUUGUACUCAUCAGCGCGUGGUUGAACACAAGUAAGGAUCAUGUCGUUGGCAAUGAGCAAAGGUGUGGCACUUUCUGGAAGCGGAUUGCGGCCUACUUUGCCGCAUCUCCUAAGGUAGCAGGCUCUAAACACAGAGAGCCUAGUAACUGUAAACAACGCUGGCAGAAGAUCAACGACACUAUCAACAAGUUUUGUGGCGCAUUUGAAGCUGCAAGUAGAGAGAAAAGUUCUGGUCAAAAUGAGACUGGUAUCCUCAAGCUUGCUCAUGAGAUUUUCUACAACAACCACCAAAAAAAAUUCAACCUUGAGCAUGCUUGGAAGGAGUUGCGUAAUGAUCAAAAAUGGUGUGAGCUCUCUACAUCAAAAACACAAGGAAGCGCUAAACGGAGGAAGUGUGAUGAUGGUGCAAAUUCAUCAACCUCUCGCGCAACAGAAACGACAAAUGGUGAAGAUGAUCAAGGAGACACUCGACCACCGGGUGUUAAGGCAGCAAAGGGCCAGCGUAAGAAGAAGGAUUUGGCAGAGGGGAAGAAGAAGGAUUUGGCAGAGGGGAAGGCGGUAUAUGAGUUUGAAACUAUGUGGAGCAUGAAGAAAGAGGACUUGGCAAUGAAAGAGAAGCUGUCAAAGAUGAAGUUGCUUGAGAGUCUAAUCGCAAAACCAGAACCUUUAGCGGACUAUGAAGAAGCUCUGAAGAAGAGGCUUGUCACUGACCUGUUAUCUUAA
Brassica oleracea var. oleracea is the source of this 933-nucleotide messenger RNA. Its product is annotated as glutathione S-transferase T3-like. The transcript has a single exon. Bases 1 to 933 code for a protein of 310 amino acids. NCBI's taxonomy places the organism in Eukaryota, Viridiplantae, Streptophyta, Magnoliopsida, Brassicales, Brassicaceae. The record is from RefSeq and is a predicted model, not a curated record.